Molecule: messenger RNA, 3053 nt
Organism: Rattus norvegicus (Norway rat)
Lineage: Eukaryota; Metazoa; Chordata; Mammalia; Rodentia; Muridae
Source: RefSeq, a predicted model, not a curated record
AAAGCCAAGCAAGUGCGCAGGCGUCGAUCUCCCGGAAGUUAUCGCUGCACUGCCAGAAAGAGGCAAGGAACCCGGAAGUAAACAUUGUCGGGUCGCUUCGUUUCUGGCGGAUGGUUUUGAGUGGUCUGUGGCGGGACUGGUCGUUAGAGGGUUGAAAGUGUGAAAGAAGGGAUGAAGAAGGUGGAAGAGAAGAAGAGCCCACAAAGAAGCUAAAUCCAGCCACAGACCUGCCCAUACAGUCCAUGGCAUAUGCAGUCCUACCCAGCCCUUCUACACACCUGCACACAAAACAAAUAGAUAAAAUGUAAAGACGCCCUCCUCUAUAGGCACGUUGAAAGAAUAAAAACAGGAGACUGGAGAGUGCUGUUUAGUGCAACAAGGACCCAGUUUUGAUUGAAACACCACAAAAAGUCUGAAAAAGGAAGCCAGUUCAUCAUGUCGGCGGCAGCUGUGGACCCAGUUAGUGCCACACCCAUGACGGGCUCAAAGGAAAUGAAUUUGGAGGAGCCGAAAAAGAUGACCAGAGAGGACUGGAGGAAAAAGAAGGAGCUAGAAGAACAGAGAAAACUGGGCAAUGCCCCUGCAGAAGUUGAUGAAGAGGGAAAAGAUAUCAACCCUCAUAUUCCUCAGUAUAUUUCUUCAGUUCCAUGGUAUAUCGAUCCAUCCAAGAGACCCACUUUAAAGCAUCAGAGACCACAGCCAGAGAAACAGAAGCAAUUCAGUUCAUCUGGGGAAUGGUACAAGAGAGGUGUAAAGGAGAACUCUAUAACUACCAAGUACCGCAAAGGUGCAUGCGAGAACUGCGGAGCCAUGACACACAAGAGGAAAGAUUGUUUUGAGAGGCCAAGGCGGGUUGGAGCUAAAUUCACAGGUACUAACAUCGCCCCAGACGAGCACAUCCAGCCUCAGCUGAUGUUCGACUAUGAUGGGAAAAGAGACCGGUGGAAUGGCUACAAUCCAGAAGAGCACAUGAAAAUUGUUGAGGAAUAUGCCAAAGUUGACCUGGCAAAACGAACAUUGAAAGCACAGAAACUGCAAGAAGAGUUAGCCUCUGGAAAAUUAGUGGAGCAAGCUAAUUCUCCAAAACACCAGUGGGGAGAAGAGGAACCCAAUUCUCAGAUGGAAAAGGAUCAUAACAGUGAGGAUGAGGACGAAGACAAAUACGCGGAUGACAUUGACAUGCCGGGGCAGAACUUCGACUCCAAGAGGCGCAUCACUGUUCGGAAUCUCCGGAUUCGGGAAGAUAUUGCAAAAUAUUUGAGAAAUUUAGAUCCAAAUUCUGCCUAUUAUGAUCCAAAAACUAGAGCGAUGAGAGAGAACCCUUACGCCAAUGCAGGGAAGAAUCCAGACGAAGUGAGCUACGCUGGAGAUAACUUUGUUCGAUACACAGGCGACACCAUUUCAAUGGCUCAAACACAACUGUUUGCGUGGGAAGCCUACGACAAGGGGUCUGAAGUGCAUCUCCAGGCAGAUCCUACCAAACUCGAGCUGCUGUAUAAGUCCUUCAAAGUCAAAAAAGAAGACUUCAAAGAGCAGCAGAAGGAAAGCAUCCUGGAAAAGUAUGGCGGCCAAGAACACCUGGAUGCCCCUCCGGCUGAGCUGCUCUUAGCGCAGACAGAAGACUAUGUGGAGUACUCCAGGCAUGGGACUGUCAUUAAAGGCCAGGAGCGGGCUGUGGCCUGUUCCAAGUACGAGGAAGACGUGAAGAUCAAUAACCACACGCAUAUCUGGGGAUCUUACUGGAAAGAAGGCCGCUGGGGAUACAAAUGCUGCCACUCUUUUUUUAAGUAUUCCUAUUGUACUGGAGAAGCUGGGAAGGAGAGUGUUAAUUCAGAGGAAUGUAUUAUAAAUGAUGCGACUGGAGAAGAGCCUGUGAAGAAACCGCAGACCCUCAUGGAGCUGCACCAGGAGAAACUAAAAGAGGAGAAGAAGAAGAAAAAGAAGAAGAAGAAACACCGAAAGAGCAGUUCUGACAGUGACGACGACGAGGAAAGGAAGCAGGAGAAACUGAAAAAGGCGUUGAAUGCAGAGGAGGCUCGCCUUCUUCACGUGAAGGAGAUCAUGCAGGUUGAUGAGCGGAAGCGGCCCUACAACAGCAUAUAUGAAACCCGAGAGCCCACAGAGGAGGAAAUGGAGGCCUACAGGAUGAAACGGCAGAGGCCAGAUGACCCCAUGGCCUCUUUCCUAGGACAGUAACUAGUCAGGGUCAGACACAUACACAGUGUUCUUUUCAGCUCCUCUCGGCCUGUAGAUAGAAAGUCUUCAUCUGUCCUGCUGUCUGACAUUAAUAAAGUUUUCUGAAGUCUCCAAGUCAGUCUCAACAGUCAAACAAAGCAAGCAAGAAAGACCAUACAGUUAUGAUUAGGGUUAAAAUCAUCCUUCCUAAUCAACGAUUUGGAAGGAGAGUUUGGAUCUCUUCCUCUCUAGUGUCUGGCAUGAUGACUCAUGCUUGUAAUGCCAGCACCUGAGAGUGGUAGAGCAGGGGAACCAAGAGUUCAAGGUCAGCCGAGGGUGGUGCACACCUGUAAUCCUAGCACUCAGCACACUGAGGCAGGAGACUCCCAGCAUUAACUACAUAGCAAGGUUGGAACCAGCCUGCAGUGCAUGAGGCUGUCCUAAGCUACAUAGCAAAAUGAUCGGAAGGGAGGGAGGGAGGAAGGAAGGAAGGAAGGAAGGAAGGAAGGAAGGAAGGAAGGAAGGAAGGAAAGGAAGGGAGGAAAGGAAGGGAAAAACCAAGCCAUCUGUUCCUAGUGAGGCUCCGGCUGUGUGCUGUCAGGUCUCUGGUCUCUUGGGUAUAGCCCCACCCAUGUAGGGCCUCUCAGAGGCAGAGCUCCAGUUCUUAAAACCAGCAGUUCCAAUCGUGACAUCAUUAGUAAUUUAACUCCAUAAUUGCAGUUACAGCAUUUGGUUUUGCCGUCUAAGAAUGUCUUGGUUUUAAACAACAACAAAUAUCCUACCCUCAUCUGCAUCACCAGAGCAAAAGCUACAGGGCAUGUAAAUAUCUGUGUCCCCUUAAUUCUAAUAAUAAAUCUAUUUUUCAUUUGGUUGUUAAA